Spodoptera exigua (beet armyworm) is the source of this 774-nucleotide messenger RNA. The record is from the annotation of a GenBank genome assembly. NCBI's taxonomy places the organism in Eukaryota, Metazoa, Arthropoda, Insecta, Lepidoptera, Noctuidae.
AUGUCAAAAUGCAACAAAGUGAAAAACCCAUGUAAGAUAUGCUUAGGACCUGUAACAAACAAGAACGGCUUACAAUGCCACGGUGCCUGCCAGAGUUGGGCACACUACAAUUGCCUGAACUACACCCCUGGCAAAAUCAAGGAUAUAAAGGCCGGUAUCAUAAAAGUAACAUGUCCCUGUCCAGACUGCAGGACGAGCAUGCCAAAAGAAUACAGAACCGACACGCCGUAUAGUUGUAACAAUUCACAGUGCCCAGCUAACCGACCACCCAAAUGUGACAAUACGCAGUGCCCUAUCAAUAGCGACCAGAAAUGCGGACGACCGAAAGCGCCCAGUUGUGCUCUCGGUACAUGUGGUACUGAUUGCAAGCAGUACAGUAGUAGCCAUCAAAUGGAUGGUUGUCCACCUCCACCUCUACCGCCGCCGUGCAAUCGGUACGGCACGGUAUCUCCGAUAACAUCUUCUGACGCCUGUUUGACCGACAGAUGUCCGUCUGGCUGCUCUUCCCAGAACGAUGUUCACGGAGACGCUGGUAUGUUCCAGAUGAGUGGCAGUACGCCUUCCUUUCAUGUCGUCGAACAAAUGUGUAACACUGUUGGCCAACUCACGAAUCAGAUAAACGAACUUAUGAUGCAGAUGAAGGAAGCAGUUAACUGUAAUAGAGGUGGGUGUUGUCCACCUCCUCCAAAAGCAACUUGUCAACAAAAAGGGCCAAAAUCGCUAUGUCCAAAACCAUGUUUCUGCCCAGGAAACCCUGCCAGAAGAAAUUGUUAA